CAUCGACAGCGACAACUCCAUCCCGACGCCCAAUCCAGCUCUUCCGCCCACCGAACGACCGACACCCGUCGAAAUCUACAACCGCACAUAAUGGAUUCCGCAAAGGCUCCCGUCAAGCUCGUCAAGGUCACCCGUGUCCUUGGCCGAACCGGCUCCCGUGGUGGUGUCACCCAGUGCCGUGUCGAGUUCAUGGACGACCAGACCCGCUCCAUCAUCCGUAACGUCAAGGGCCCAGUCCGCGAGAACGACAUUCUCUGCCUGCUCGAGUCCGAACGUGAGGCUAGGCGCCUGCGAUAAGCGCAAUCACUAUCGGGGAAAGGGAAGCGGCAUUUCAUUCGGUUACCGGAGUUCUUUGCGAAAGCUAUGGGCAUCUGUACGGACUUUUCGGGGAUGGAAAAUAUGAUGGCGUAGUGUUCUUGCAGCGCUGCGGAGAAUGUGGCAGAUACAUGGGAGACGCGAUCACGACUGAUGUCAAAAAGUCUGGGCUCUCCGUGAAUGAAUCGAAGACUACCAACUCCCAAAUGUCCCUGGGCUGGCCGUGACGCUUCGUGGCUGUUAUCUGGGUUCAGUACGAGACUCUGAGGCGUAUUUGGAAGCUAAUGUCGCCCAGGUGAUGUCCUUUUCUCUUUCCGGCUGGUUGUAUGACCUGGCUAGCAGAUAGAUUUGUCCGCACAACAUACCCUUUCCGCUUUCCCAUCAGCAUGGCAAAUGCUUGGCAAGUCUGUA
Molecule: messenger RNA, 726 nt
Organism: Exserohilum turcica Et28A
Lineage: Eukaryota; Fungi; Ascomycota; Dothideomycetes; Pleosporales; Pleosporaceae
Exons: 3
Coding region: 91-297 (68 amino acids)
Biological process (GO): maturation of SSU-rRNA; ribosomal small subunit assembly; translation
Cellular component (GO): ribosome; cytosolic small ribosomal subunit
Molecular function (GO): structural constituent of ribosome
Source: RefSeq, a predicted model, not a curated record